This is a messenger RNA of Gossypium arboreum, 4316 nucleotides long. RefSeq names its product disease resistance protein RUN1-like. The transcript is spliced from 7 exons. Gene Ontology annotation, molecular function: ADP binding; protein binding; ATP hydrolysis activity. Lineage: Eukaryota; Viridiplantae; Streptophyta; Magnoliopsida; Malvales; Malvaceae. Bases 270 to 3860 code for a protein of 1196 amino acids. Gene Ontology annotation, biological process: signal transduction; defense response. The record is from RefSeq and is a predicted model, not a curated record.
GCUCCAUUUUAUCAACACCCACCUUCUUGGAUUCACAUGCAUCACUCAUUUAUGACCCCCCAAUUUCCACACCUACGCGCAUUCAUUUGGAAAACGAAAAGGUUAAAAUUUGCUUAGAAACCACCUUUACUCUUCCCUGGAAUUUUGAUCUGUUUUCCUUCUUCAUUCUCAUAUUCUUAUUGUUUCUAGUUUCUUUCAGACGUAUUGAACGAUCGGUUUUCUGAUUUUAAACACUACAUCGAGAUAUAUUUUUCUUCUCAAACAUCGUCAUGUUGUCAUUACCUUCAACUUCCUCAUCCAAUUCUAGAAAGAAAUAUGAUGUUUUCUUGAGUUUUAGAGGCGAAGAUACUCGCAGAAACUUCACCGAUCAUCUCUAUGCUGCUUUAAAGAGGAGAUGGAUCGUCACUUUCAGGGAUGAUCAAAAGCUGGAGGCCGGCGAAGAGAUCGCGCCAGAACUCUUGAAAGCAAUUCAGGAAUCAUGGUGCUCGGUAAUCGUUUUUUCACAAACUUAUGCCUUUUCAAGUUGGUGCUUGGAGGAGCUUGCUGAGAUUGUUAAACAACAUAAAAACGACGGCCAUAAAGUGUUUCCAAUUUUUUACGAUGUUGAUCCAUCUGAUUUAAGAAAUCAAAAAGGGAAAGUGAAAGAAGCCUUUGCCAAACAUGAAGAGAGAUACAAAGAAGAAAGUGAGAAGAUCCAAAGGUGGCGAAAUGCUUUAAUUCUAGUGGCUGGAGUCAAGGGAUGGCAUUUAAGUAACAGGCAUGAAUCAGACUUUAUUAGGGAGAUUGUUCAGGAGAUAUCAACAAAACUUUGUCAGGCAUAUCCAGUUACUCAUGAUAGUGGCUUGGUUGGAAUUCCUGAACGCUUGGAGGGUUUAUAUUUGAAAAUAAACAUCGGGGAAAAUGAUGUCCGCAUUAUAGGGAUUUGUGGAAUGGGUGGUAUCGGUAAAACAACACUCGCAAACCGUGCUUAUAAUGAAUUGUCACCUCAUUUUGAAGCUAAAAGCUUUAUUGCUAAUAUUCGAGAAGAUUCAGAAAAAUAUGGACUAGUUUCUUUACAGAAACGUCUUCUUUCAGAUAUCUUUUACGAUGACUACUCCAGAAUUUCCAAUGUUGAUGAAGGGAAUAAUAUAAUUAGACAUAUGUUGCCUCGCAAAAAGGUUCUUGUUGUUCUUGAUGAUGUUGAUAACAUACAACACUUAAAAUACUUGGCUGGAAGGCAUGAUUGGUUCAGAUUAGGGAGUAGAAUCAUUGUAACAACAAGAGACGAACAUUUGCUUCGAUGUUGCCAAGUUGAUGACGUGUAUAUCUCCACAACAUUGAAUACCAAAGAUGCGCUGCAACUUUUCAACCGGAAAGCUUUCCAUAGUGCUACAGUACCGGAAGAUUUCAUUGGGCUUUCUUUCCAUGUUGUAAAAUAUGCUGAUGGUCUCCCUUUAGCUCUUGAAAUUUUGGGUUGCUUUUUGUGCGGUAGAGAUGCUACUGUAUGGAGAAGUGCAAUUGAAAGACUUAAAAGAGAUUCUAAUAAAGAAAUUCUCGAUAAACUUCGAAUUAGUUUUGAUGGCCUGGAAGAAACGGAGAAGAAUAUAUUUCUAGAUAUAGCAUGCUUCUUUAAUGGGGAGAAGAAAGAUUUUGUAAUCAAAGUAUUGGAUGGUUGUGAGUUUUUUCCAGAUAUUGGCAUUGAUGUUCUCAUUAAAAAAUCUCUCAUAAAAGUCGAUGAACACAAAGAAUUGAGGAUGCAUAACUUGUUGCAAGAAAUGGGAAGAAAAAUUGUUAAAGAAAAAUGUGUUGAUGAACCUGGAAAACGUUGCAGAUUGUGGGAGGAAAUGGACGUCCAUCAUGUCCUAACAAAAAACACUAAUAUAAUAAUGCUAAAUAAAAUGGAAUCGAGCAAGAUGCUCAACUUGAGUGUCGAUGCCUUUUCAAAAAUGAAAAAAUUGAGAUUGCUCAAAGUACUUUGCCUGUCAAAUUGUGAUUAUCUCAAAUUUCUUUCUAAUGAGCUACGGCUUUUAGAUUGGAAAGGAUGCCCUUUAAAAUCAUUGCCUUCAAGCUUCCAACCGGACAACCUUAUUGCACUUCUUUUACCAUAUAAUCGUAUUCAACAACUAUGGAAGGGAAAUAGACUCUUGUGUAAGUUGAAAUUGAUGAACCUUGAAGGGUCCCAAAACCUGAUCAAGACACCAGACUUCACAACGGCAUCAAAUCUUGAAGUUCUAACAUUGAAGGGUUGUACCAAAUUAGUGGAUGUCCAUCCAUCAAUCGCAGUACUUAAGAGCCUUAAAGUUUUGAAUUUAAGAGAUUGCAAAAGUCUUAGGAGUCUUCCGACCAUAAUUGGAAUGGAAUCUCUUGAAACAUUAAUUCUUUCGGGUUGCUCAAGUCUUGUAAGGUUUCCGGAGAUUGAUAGGAAAACGAAACGUCUAAAAACUCUAGAUCUUUCCGGUUGUUAUAGAGUUGAAAAUUUAUCAGAGAAUUUGCAGCAUGCAAAGUUUUUGGAAGAGCUCGACUUUAGUGAAACAGCCAUAACAGAACCCCCACCCUUCAUUUUUCAAUUUAAAAAUCUUAAAGUUCUGUCUUUCAAUGGAUGCAAAAGAGGAAGGACAAAUUCCAUCGCUCCGAUGUUACCUUCAUUGUCAGGUUUGAGUUCAUUAGGAAAGCUAAAUCUAAGGGACCGCAAUCUUUGUGAAGGAGAUAUUCCCCCUGAUAUUUCUGGUCUAUCCUCUUUGAAAGAACUUGAUCUUAGUGGUAACAAUUUCACCAGUAUACCUGCAUCUCUUACACGACUCUCCAAGCUUGAAGAUCUUAUACUGUCAAAUUGCAACAUUUGCACUCUUGGUGAAGCAGAUAUUCAUGGUCUGUCCUCUUUGAAAUGGCUUUUUCUUAAAGGUAACAAUUUCAUCACCGUUCCUUUGGCUCUGACUCAACUUACCAAGCUUAAAUUGCUUGAAUUAUCAAAUUGCAUGAAGCUUAACUCGUUGCCUGAGCUACCAACAAGUAUAGAAGAUGUGAGGCUAGAUGGUUGUUCUUCACUUGAAGUAGUUGCAAGUCCAUCAAAAGUAUGCAAUUUAGUGGAUAUGGCUGCUAUUAGAGCCUUUAACUGCUUCAAAUUGGCUGAGAAUAUCAAUGCAUUAACACUGCUGAGAAAACAUCUUAAGGCAUUUGCAAAUUCAAGAAAAAUGUUUGAUAUUAUCAUGCCAGGAAGUGAAAUCCCAGAAUGGUUUAGCCAACAAAAAGGUGACUUCUUUAUUAAGAUUCCCUUACCUAUCAACCUUCAAGAGGAUAGUGAAUGGAUUGGGGUUGCUUGUUGCUGCAUUUUUGUCAAUAAUGAUGCUUCAAGGGAUGUGGGCUUUAUCGACUGUGGAGCGUUAAUGUAUGGUAGAAAUCGUCGACUGAUUGAGAGGAGAGGCUGGUUGGUGGGUAAACGAUUCAGCUAUCCCAUACUGAAAGAUCACAUUUUUCUUCGUUAUUGGUCGCGUGAUAAAUUAUAUCCAUUUUCCUUGAAAGAUAAAUAUGGUGGCUGUGAAACCAAUAAUUUACGGACAACAGAUUGCUUAGAUCAUAAACGUGAUGGGCUUCAUGUGUAUUUCAAUGGUCAUAGCCUUAAGGUGAAGAAGUGUGGUGUUAGAAUAGUGUAUGAGAAAGAUUUGGAAGAAAUAAAAGAGUUGCAGUGCCAUACCCCUCAAUCUUCACCAAAUUUUGAACACAUCCACCAACACUCUGCUCACAACCAUGGAUCAGUAGGUAGCACUUCUGACAUUAAACAAGAACGUAAUAUCUCCGAGGAAGCGGAGGAAGAGGGGCUGCAACCAAAACUGUUGCAAAAAUUUUUCAAUUUUAUAAUGGGCCAAUCAGGGAAGAAGCAUUAACUGUGGCUAAUAGAAGUAUGAAAGUUUGCUCAAAGAAUCAUGCUAGUGAGGGACCAACAAAAGUCAUCAAGUUGGAAUGAAAGCGGACACUUCAGCAAUUAUAGGCUCGGAUUAAUUUAGAGAAUUAGGAUUUUGAGAAAUAGGUAAUGUUAUUACUUAAUUAGCUUUCUUUUUUUUUUUUUACAUGUAAUGUAAAUUAUAGUAUUUUAAAUAAACUUUUUUGAAUUUUUUGCUUCUCUGCACCUUGGUGCUGCUUGUGCUGCAUGCAGGCUAACUCUAACAGUAAUUUAAUUUGGUUGAAAAUGAACUUAGCUGUUGAUGUAUCGAUAUGCUUAGGUGCUGAUUGAGCUGAUAAGUCUGCUUAUUCAUACAUACAAGCCAUGUUUUUAAUUGUCCCAAUGCUGAUUAGUGGGAUUAUUUUCAUAUUGAAUGAGCAAGCAUAUCAGUUUUGUAAAA